GCGCCUACGUCGCCAUCUAGUAGGAGGGAUCUCGAGCGUUUUGGGCCUGAGCGAGAGCUGCGGAGGAGGAGAGCAAAACAGGCGGCGUGGUCGAGUCUGGAACUGACACCCGGGAAAAAGUUACUUGAGUGCGAAAGAGCCACCGAAAAGAUGUCUGGAGACGACGACCCACAAGAGCAGACCAUCGCCGAUGACUUGGUGGUCACUAAAUACAAAAUGGGGGCCGAUAUUGCCAACCAGGCCAUGAAGACCGUGGUGGAGGCCGCCAGGGCAGGGGUGACCGUAGUGAGCCUCUGUGAGAUGGGAGAUGCCUUCAUCACGACGGAAACUGGAAAGGUCUUCAGGAAGGAGAAAGACCAGAAAAAAGGCAUCGCCUUCCCCACCAGUGUGUCUGUCAACAACUGUGUGUGCCACUUCUCUCCCCUGAAGAGCGACCCUGAGGUCAUCCUGAAGGACGGGGACCUCGUCAAAAUUGAUCUGGGUGUGCACGUCGAUGGCUUCAUCUCGAACCUGGCCCACAGCUUUGUGGUUGGUGUGACCAAGCACACCCCUCUGACGGGACGUAAGGCCGACGUGAUUAAAGCGGCCCAUCUCUGCGCGGAGGCGGCCCUCAGACUGGUCAAGCCUGGAAAUCAAAACUCACAGGUCACCGAAGCCUGGAACAAGAUUGCCAAGUCAUUCAAAUGUACCGCCAUUGAGGGGAUGCUGUCCCAUCAGCUGAAGCAGCACGUGAUUGACGGAGAGAAAACCAUCAUUCAGAACCCCACAGACCAGCAGAGGAAGGACCAUGAGAAGGCCGAGUUUGAGGUGCAUGAGGUGUACGCGGUGGACGUGCUGAUCAGCACCGGUGAAGGCAAGGCGAAAGACGCCGGCCAAAGGACCACCAUUUACAAGCGGGACCCAGACAAGCAGUACGGACUGAAGAUGAAGACGUCCAGGAUUUUCUUCAGCGAGGUGGAGAGACGCUUCGACGCCAUGCCCUUCACUCUCAGGGCGUUUGAGGAUGAGGCCAAGGCCAGACUGGGUGUUGUGGAGUGUGCCAAACACGAACUGCUGCAACCAUUCAACGUUCUUCACGAGAAAGAAGGUGAGUUUGUGGCCCAGUUCAAGUUCACCGUUCUGCUGAUGGCUAACGGACCUCUGCGCAUAACUACAGGACUGUAUGACCCAGAGUUGUACAAGUCCGAACAUGAAGUGGAGGACGCAGAUCUCAAGGCUUUGCUCCAAAGCUCAGCGAGCCGCAAGACUCAGAAGAAAAAGAAAAAGAAGGCUUCAAAGACCGUGGAAGUCGAAACUGCACCAGCACCGGCAGAGGUCGGGGAGACCAAAGCUGCUGAUUAAAACCUCUCCCUGACCCAGUCGUCUCCAAGAAUACAGACACCUGACAACUGACCAACCCAAAGAACAGAACAGACGUCAAUCCUUCCAUCCUGUCCUGAGACGCUGCCUCACGGCGUGGCAUAGCCAUUUGUGACACACAUCCAAAUGUAAUCUGAUGUCAGACUACUGGGGUCGUUGCUGCCCACUCCUAAAUUCAAAUUCCACCUGUUACGUCCUAACUCAACCGUCACAAACCAUUUCACUCUCACUGUUCUACCCAGAAUGGUGAACACUGUGCUCGUUAGGUGCAGUGACUCGGUGAAGGGUAUUGAGUAGAACGAGGGCAUUUUCCUGAGUAGACUGAGAGACGUGUUUAAACCAUCCAGACGUUGAGCCUUGACCUGUAAUGAAAAGUCCAACCGUAAAUAAUAAAGUGAUGUAUGAAAGCAGAGCAUGACAGUGGAGGGUAUGACAUUAAUGCACCAGUAAUUGUGAUGGAAAACCUUGUUUGGGGUCUAAAAACUUUUCGUGUCUUUGAAAUGGAAGCCAGUGUGUCUAUUAGGGAAUUUAAUGGGUAAUUGUGUGAACCCUCCAUAAAUCCUGCAUAAGAGCAUUUCAUGACCAAUCAUAUAAACAGCCAUGAAGGCAAAUAACAAGGGCACAAAUACUUUCAGAUGAGCAAAUUCCCUAGGGACAUACCUAGCUUACCUAUUGUAACGGACGGCAUUUGCCAUAACUGCACAAAGUUUGUUUCCAUUUACUUGUUCCUUGUCAGGGGCUGCAUAUUAAAAAUAUUUUAGAGCAGGGAUCCCUGGAAGGGGCUUACUCUGUCCACACCAUACGCAGAAAAGAUGACCCUAUGUUGUGUUAUAUGGCACCUGUAGUUCAGUUCAUAAUUCUCUGGUACCACCACUGCCACAGUUCUCAAUGAAAAACAACUUUUGUGUUCACAUCCAUAACUGUUUAAUACCUGAUACUUUCUAUUGUAAAACAAAUGUUCCCAGCUUCAGAGGCUAUUUUUUAGAAUCAUCACAAAGCUGGCAUCCAAUAACUGAAUUGUUCUGUUUUGGUAAGGCAUCUGACCGAAGGACUCACUAACCAACUGCCACACCACUAGCUCUUCUGUGGUUUUAUUUGUCAAUAUAUGAGGCAGGGAUCAUGGGGUCUUUCUGGAGAUGUUUCUUACUGGGUUAAGGACUAGCUUUCAUAAAAGUAAUGUAUCAUGGUCUAUUAAAAAUGUGUAUGGGUGGAUUGUCCUGUAAGAGUGAAAUACUCCUUUGUAAUGCAAUAGAAUUGCAAUACAAUUGGCCAUUUCCAGAAGCCUUUCAAUAAUCGGCAUAAUUGAUGAAUUUCACAUUUUGUCUACAUACUGGCCUGAAAUUUCUCAACUCAAGUAAACAUCUUUACGUAUCUGAAUAAGAUCCAUUGGGUAUUCCACUAUAAUAACGUAAGGUUUAAAAAUGUGGCCGUAUAAUAUAUGAACUAACUUGACAGCUAUGACUGCAGUCUACCUAACCCCUGUAUUGGAUACAGAAACCACACCUCCCUCACUGAGGCAAUAGGCUGUAUUGACAACUGUUAAAAUAACCUCGAUUAUCAUUCUAUUUAGGGCUUACAAAGAGGACAUUUGCAUUUUUUUCAUGGUUGGGAAUAAACUUUAAUAAAACAAAAGUAG
This is a messenger RNA of Esox lucius (northern pike), 2995 nucleotides long. It is a transcript of the gene pa2g4b, whose product is annotated as proliferation-associated 2G4, b. NCBI's taxonomy places the organism in Eukaryota, Metazoa, Chordata, Actinopteri, Esociformes, Esocidae. The record is from RefSeq and is a predicted model, not a curated record. The coding region runs from base 151 to 1341 and encodes 396 amino acids. The transcript is spliced from 13 exons.